Molecule: messenger RNA, 1338 nt
Organism: Acanthoscelides obtectus
Lineage: Eukaryota; Metazoa; Arthropoda; Insecta; Coleoptera; Chrysomelidae
Source: the annotation of a GenBank genome assembly
UUUCAUUUUUACUUGGAGCAUUAUAGUAUAUGUUCUGGUUGUAGGGUUGAAAAUGAAGGACAAAGAAAAUGGUGAUUUGAGUAAUUAUGGUCUUCAUAAAAGAAGAUGUAGUAGAAUGUUGGUAGAGGAAUGAAAACUUUGAAGUUAAUAGAUGAUUGGGAUGAUCCUGAUGAAUACUGGGAAAUAUAUAAAGUAUGUUCAUUGGGUGGCAAUGGGGAUUUUAAUAUUGCCAAAACAAAAGCGGAUAAAACCAAAACUACCAAAUAUUUUAUCUGCAAAUGGCAAUAUUAUAUCUCAAAACAAAAGGAUUAGAAAGAACCAAAAAUAUGAUAUCAGAGCCUCAGAGACUUCGGACUCUGAUGUAGAAAGCACAGUUUUCUCUGCAUUUCAGGUGUCAGAAUUCAGGAGAAUUAGCAAUGAGUUAUUCUUGGGAUGGUCAUAAACAAUAGCUGCAAUCAAAAAAACUACUCCUAGCCAGAUGUGCAUUAGAUGCCGACCAUAUUUCUUCAUGUUGGAGUAUGAAACCAUGAGCAUCAUUAAGAGAUGGUUAAUCAGAGCCAAGGAGAGGUCAAAAAAAUCAAGAGCUCCAUUUGUAGAUAUAAAGAGCUACAUACAUUUUAGAUUAUAAAAAUAUAUGUGUAUACUCAUGUUUAUAAGUAUUUACACCUGGUGUUUUUAUUCCAAUAUGAGUAAUUAGACAGCUCUUGAAGCUAACUUAAAAAAUGUUUAGUCAUUACAUUGAAAGAAUCUCAUUAACUUUUAAAUCUAAAAUGCAUUAUUAAUUAAACUACUGCUUUGAUGCCUUCUGGAACGUGUACAGGCAAAUGAAGGAAGGGAAUUACCAACAUAAGUGGGUAACGCCAAAGCCCGUUCCAUUUUUAUGGGUUCAGAGCCGGCUUUAGAGAUACCAACUGCGUCGAUCUUCGAAUGUUGAUCUUAAAAUUGUUUAUUUGGUGGAAAAGACAACCUAUGGAUUGUCACCCCGUGGCAGAAUCAAUACCUGCAGAGUUCUUGAGAUUUCGUUACACAUAGGUACUUUUCGAUUGAUAAAGCUAGUCUUUAACAUCACUGACAUUUUUCAAGAGGGUGCGAGAAUUUAUCAACUAUCACAGAGGUCGCGUAUUCACGAAGGUUGACAAGUUGUAUAAUUAUUUUGCAAAAACGUAGUCAAUUACGUAUGAAACGGAUCUGUUGGCUGAUUUCUAGUAGGUCCGCAUUUCAGGCGGAUCAUUGGAGUUUCGCUUCGUCGGCAGCAAUCGAAAUUUUUCUAAAUCAAAUAAUGUAAUAUGUAUGCUUUUUUCUUUUAAUUUAUUUUUUAUAAAAUAAGUACUUUUUGAA